AUGCGUAUUUUAGACGACUUUACGAAUUGUGAAAAUAAUGUUCGAUUGGAAGGAAAAGUAGCUAUAAUCACUGGAGCAACGUCAGGUACUGGACUAGAAGUUGCCAAGAAUCUAGCAAAACGUGGAGCCAAAAUCAUCAUAGCAAGUCGCAAUCCUGCCAAGUUGUCAGAUGCAAAAAAUACCAUCAUCCACAGCUCUGGUAACGAAAAUGUUAUUUCAAAGACAAUGGACUUCGAAUCUCUCAAAUCCAUUCGCAAUUUUGCCAAUGACAUCAACACGUUCGAGCCGAGGCUUAACAUAUUGAUUAAUAAUAUCGGAGCUAUCGGACUAGAAGAUCGAUUGACUGCUGACAACUUACACACUAUGAUGCAAGUUAAUUACUUUGGAGCAUUUUUAUUAACUUUUCUUCUUUUUCCACUAAUGAAAGCAUCAGCGCCUAGUAGGAUCAUAAAUUUGUCAUCUUUAGGUCUUAUUUUUGGGCAAAUUGAAAUUAAUCACAUGAAUGAUGUAGGAAGAUACUCCAAUUUUGGAUUUUAUUGCAACGCUAAAUUAGCGACUGUGUUAUUUACGGUGGAAAUGGAUAAAAGAAUUAAAAGCAGUGGAGUAAACGUAUACAGUAUGGACCCAGGCUUAGGCAAGUCGGAAUUUUUUAGGCAUUAUAAUAGUACUCCAUCGAAGAAAUUUUGGAACUCAGCACUUUUGACAUUUGGAAGGCCUUUACACAGAGUAGCAACAAUGCCCGUCUUCUUAGCUGUCGACCCCAGAGUAGAAGGGUCAAGUGGAAAACAUUUUCGUGACUGUGCUGAAUUCUACAGCUCGUGGUUUGCUAACGAUACUGUACUAACUAAAAUGCUGUGGGAAGAAUCAAAACGGUUAGUAGGCAUUACACCCGAAGAAGAUUGGGAAAAAAUAAGUGUC
Messenger RNA from Brenthis ino (lesser marbled fritillary), 918 nucleotides. The record is from the annotation of a GenBank genome assembly. NCBI's taxonomy places the organism in Eukaryota, Metazoa, Arthropoda, Insecta, Lepidoptera, Nymphalidae.